Molecule: messenger RNA, 1173 nt
Organism: Fomitopsis serialis
Lineage: Eukaryota; Fungi; Basidiomycota; Agaricomycetes; Polyporales; Fomitopsidaceae
Exons: 4
Coding region: 1-1173 (390 amino acids)
Source: RefSeq, a predicted model, not a curated record
AUGCGUUUCCGCGAAUUCAAGCUAGACGCCCUCACCCUCAGCUCUAAACAGAAGGCCCUCUCAGCGUCUCGAAGACUUGUACUCUCCGCGAAACUCAGGACCCGACAACGUCAGGAUGGCGCAGCCAACCUCGUCCACAUCGGAAGGUUGGACCCCUACGUCGAGGAUUCGCUCGUGGUGUCUGUACCAGAGACCAUCGAGAGGCCCCCACUACCUCCGGUGCUGUCCCACAUGAUAGGAAAGUUCGAACCAGAACUGGCAGACAUCCCCGUCGAGUACGCACGCGAAGCACUCGCGUCCAUGGGUACCAGGUUGAUGGGUGUCUUCGAGAAGUGCCGUGUCGAUCCGCCGCGAUUGGCCGUCAGAUCUGAAGUCAACCUCAUCGUCACGGACACUGGCCUAACGUGUCUACCGACCCACGCUCUUGCGAUCCACUCUCCCGCGGAGCCCUCCACAGGCUCUCCUUCCGACAGAGCCAACAACCUUGACGGCCGCGGCCGGGAGAUGCCCGAAUCCCGCCCGCGGCCCCCUCCGAACCAGAUCAUCUUCUCGGGUGGCGAGAUCGCAAACGGAUACCGCAUUCCGUUGGUGACCUGCUGCUUGCCGAUGCCCCAGGCCUUCGAGCCCCUCAUGAGGUACCUGUACACGCACGACAACGACGAGCUCCUCAAUGCGCUCCUACCCAUGAAGGUCCCCUUCGACGUUUCCGGCGACAGGUCGCCACUGUACGUACCGAACCCUGGUCUCCGCCAAGGCGUCGGGCGGAAGCAGCGCCUCAACCGCGUGGCAUCCGAGUGCUUUGCGUUCUACGGCGGACAGAUCUCAUCCAUGUACCAGCGAGCGAAGUUCCUCGAGGGCUUCUGGAGGAACGCGAUCGCUGUGGCCGUGUCGGACGACGGCAUGUGGGAGACGCUGCAGCUCGCAUACGAGGCGCUCGUGCAGGCCAUGAAGUGGGCCAGGGACGCACACGUCCAGAUCUUUGAGCGCGAAGCGAGGGACGUGGGGUUCGCUGCGCGGAUGCGCGCCGACUUCGGCGUCGUGCCCAUCGACACACCUCAGGCGAGAGCCAUGAAGACAUCGAUUCUCACUCAGAGAUACGUGCAGUCACUCCUGUCUACUGGGCAAGGGAACUGUUAUCCACCUGAACUUCCAGGGGAUCCGACCUACCAAUAA